Molecule: messenger RNA, 1690 nt
Organism: Vombatus ursinus (common wombat)
Lineage: Eukaryota; Metazoa; Chordata; Mammalia; Diprotodontia; Vombatidae
Gene: SYT1
Product: synaptotagmin 1
Exons: 9
Coding region: 77-1351 (424 amino acids)
Biological process (GO): calcium ion-regulated exocytosis of neurotransmitter; regulation of calcium ion-dependent exocytosis; synaptic vesicle endocytosis
Cellular component (GO): synaptic vesicle membrane; dense core granule; axon
Molecular function (GO): syntaxin binding; phosphatidylserine binding; calcium-dependent phospholipid binding
Source: RefSeq, a predicted model, not a curated record
GUGCAACACUGAAGAAAGAAGAUAAAGAAUAAAAGAUCACGGACUUUGUAAAGUGAACACUUUACUUGGAACCAAAAUGGUGAGAGAAAGUGAGAGUCACCAUGAGGCCCUGGCAGCCCCCCCAGUGACAACUGCUGCACCUGUGCUCCCACAUAAUGUCACCGAACCAGCCACCCCAGGAGAAGGGAAGGAAGAUGCUUUUUCUAAGAUUAAGGAGAAAUUUAUGAAUGAGUUGAAUAAAAUUCCAUUGCCACCGUGGGCCUUAAUAGCCAUAGCCAUAGUCGCUGUCCUCUUAAUCCUGACCUGCUGCUUCUGUAUCUGCAAGAAAUGUUUAUUCAAGAAGAAGAACAAGAAGAAGGGAAAGGAAAAGGGUGGGAAAAAUGCCAUAAACAUGAAAGACGUAAAAGACUUAGGGAAGACCAUGAAAGAUCAGGCCCUCAAGGAUGAUGAUGCUGAAACUGGCUUGACUGAUGGAGAAGAAAAAGAAGAACCCAAAGAAGAAGAAAAACUAGGGAAACUCCAGUACUCAUUGGAUUAUGACUUCCAGAACAAUCAGCUCUUGGUAGGUAUCAUCCAAGCAGCAGAGCUUCCUGCCUUAGAUAUGGGUGGUACAUCAGAUCCCUACGUGAAAGUGUUCUUGCUGCCUGAUAAAAAGAAGAAAUUUGAGACAAAAGUCCACAGAAAGACUCUUAACCCUGUCUUCAAUGAGCAGUUUACUUUCAAGGUGCCCUACUCGGAAUUAGGAGGAAAAACUCUGGUGAUGGCAGUCUAUGAUUUUGACCGUUUCUCCAAGCAUGAUAUCAUUGGAGAGUUUAAAGUAGCCAUGAAUACAGUGGACUUUGGCCAUGUAACUGAAGAAUGGAGGGAUUUGCAAAGUGCUGAAAAGGAAGAGCAAGAGAAGUUGGGCGAUAUCUGUUUCUCCCUCCGCUAUGUACCCACUGCUGGCAAGCUAACUGUCGUCAUCCUCGAGGCAAAGAACCUGAAGAAGAUGGACGUGGGCGGCUUAUCGGAUCCCUAUGUGAAGAUUCACCUGAUGCAGAACGGUAAGAGAUUGAAGAAGAAAAAGACCACCAUUAAGAAGAACACGCUGAAUCCCUACUAUAAUGAGUCAUUCAGCUUUGAAGUACCCUUCGAGCAAAUCCAGAAAGUGCAAGUUGUGGUAACUGUUUUGGACUAUGACAAGAUUGGCAAGAACGAUGCCAUCGGCAAGGUCUUUGUGGGCUACAACAGCACCGGCGCGGAGCUACGACAUUGGUCAGACAUGCUGGCCAAUCCCAGGCGACCCAUUGCACAGUGGCACACCUUACAGGUAGAGGAGGAGGUGGAUGCCAUGCUUGCGGUCAAGAAAUAAAGGGAACAGAAGAAGCCUUUCUGCAUCUGCCCAUAUAGUGCUCUCUAGCCAGUAUCUGUAAAUACCUCAGUAAUAUGGGUCCUUUCAUUUCCAGCCAUGCAUUCCUAACCCAAAUCAGUGGUCCUUUAAAUCCUGUUUUAAUUUGCACAACUUUAAAUGUAGAGAGCCCCCUAAGACCUUCACCACCCCACUGCCCCCCAAAUCUACUCUUCUUUUAAGCAAUAUGAUGUGUAGAUAGAGCAUGACAGAAAUUAUUUAUUGUAUCACACUGUUGUAUAUACCAGUAUGCUAAAAAUUUAUUUCUAGUUUGUGUAUUUGUAUGUUGUACGAGUUUCCUAA